AUGUUAGAAUCUCAUCAAUCAUUAUUAUUGAUCGUAUCCGUGUAUCUAACUAAAGUGUUGACUUGUACUGCACUGUACUUGAAGAAAAUGGCAUGUAAAUUUGUUAUAGUCUGCAUUUCUGCAGUUUUCAUUCAGACGAUAUCAGGACAAUAUAUCAACAGGGCAUACAAUGGUGCUCUUAACGCUGGUAUAGUGGCUGCUGAAAACGCAGCAAUAGCAAAUAAUAUGGCAUAUGGACCUAUGGCACCUAAUGGCUUAGCUUAUGCUCCUCUGGCAGCAAAUGGGAUUGCCAACGGCUUAGCAUACGGAAAUGUGCCAGCAAAUAGCAUUGCCAAUAAUUUGGCUUAUGAUGUCGCAUUGGAAGCCAAUCAAGCUAGCGGUUUAACAAGUGGUGGCAGUUUUAGAGUGACUAGCUCAUCUCCCAUGGCAGCAAGUGGUAUUACAGUACGUUCAGAAAACUUGUUGAUUGAAGGACCUUUGGCAGUAUCUGGUCAAAUGCCAUUUACAGGUGUUGUGGCUUUAGAAGGACCCUUACCAGCAGCUGGCCAGGGUUCAGUAGCUUAUGGGUGUGGAAACGGGAAUGUUGGGAUCCUUAGUGAAGGUGUAGAACCAGGCUAUGUUAAUGGGCUUGGAGUGGAGGCGGCUCUUCCUGGGGUUGGUUAUAAUGUCAAUAAAGCAGGCUACGCAGCUCUUUAU
Messenger RNA from Brenthis ino (lesser marbled fritillary), 696 nucleotides. NCBI's taxonomy places the organism in Eukaryota, Metazoa, Arthropoda, Insecta, Lepidoptera, Nymphalidae. The record is from the annotation of a GenBank genome assembly.